Messenger RNA from Sorex fumeus (smoky shrew), 4850 nucleotides. RefSeq names its product cordon-bleu WH2 repeat protein like 1 (gene COBLL1). The coding region runs from base 174 to 3677 and encodes 1167 amino acids. The record is from RefSeq and is a predicted model, not a curated record. The transcript is spliced from 15 exons. NCBI's taxonomy places the organism in Eukaryota, Metazoa, Chordata, Mammalia, Eulipotyphla, Soricidae. Gene Ontology annotation, molecular function: actin monomer binding.
GCGGAAGGCGGGCGGGUCCGGGGCCGGGGGGUGGCCGCGGGCGGGCUCUGGACCCGCGGCCAGUCGGGCUGUGGCCUGGGAAAGGCGCGCGUCCCGCCCUGACCCGCCUCUCCCCACUUGCAGCAGCGACGCGCCGCCUCGGAGCUGGAGCCCGCGCAGCGCCCCGCAGGGCGAUGGAGCGCCGAGCCUCGCGCGUGCCCGAAGCCCCGCCAGCCGCGCCAGCCGGGAGAAAACCAAAAGCCAAGGCUCCACUCCCUCCAGCUGACAGCAAAUGCACAAAUGCCUCUGUGGUUGAUGAUUCUGUAGAGUCCUCUGCUUUCAUCAUGGAACAGAAAGAAAAUUUGAUAGAUAAAGACAUUGAGCUCUCAGUCAUUCUGCCUGGGGAUAUUAUCAAAUCUGCUACUGUUCAUGGCAGUAAACCUAUGAUGGACUUAUUGAUAUUCCUCUGUGCACAGUAUCACUUAAAUCCAUCAAGUUACACAAUUGAUCUUUUGUCAGCUGAAAAUAACACUAUUAAAUUUAAGCCAAAUACACCAAUAGGAAUGUUGGAGGUGGAGAAAGUAAUUUUAAAGCCAAAAGUUUUGGAUAAAAAAAAGCCUACACCUAUUAUUCCAGAGAAAACUGUGAGAGUCGUGAUCAAUUUUAAGAAAACACAGAAGGCGAUUGUGAGAGUUAGCCCGCAUGCAUCGCUUCAAGAACUUGUACCCAUUAUAUGUAGCAAAUGUGAAUUUGAUCCAUUACAUACACUGCUGUUGAAGGAUUAUCAAUCUCAGGAUCCCCUUGAUUUAACAAAAUCUCUUAAUGAACUGGGACUAAGAGAAUUAUAUGCAAUGGAUGUCAACAGAGCCACUUCUGUUACUGCCUUCAAUAAGUCAUCUUUACAAGAGUCCUGCCAAUUGCCACAAAAUCUAGACAUUAUGAAGGAGAAAGAAAAUAAAGGUUUCUUCAGCUUUUUUCAACGCAGUAAGAAAAAGCGAGAACAAACUGCAAGUGCUCCUGCAACCCCUCUAAUAAGUAAGCACCGACCGGCAUUUACAAGGUCAAAUACCAUUUCCAAACCGUAUGUUUCAAACACUCUGCCAUCGGAUGUGCCCAAGAAGAGACGGGCUCCAUUACCUCCAAUGUCUGGGUCUCAGAGUGCACCCCAGGACCUUGCCCAUAUCCAGGAGAGACCAGAUCCCUGUGUAAUGAAAUCCAUGAGUGUGGACGAAACAAAUAAGAAUCCCCAUGGAGCAGGCCUAAUAAGAACUGGUUCCCUGCAGCUCAGCAGCACCUCUCUUGGGAAUUCAUCUUUGAAAAGGACUAAGCGGAAAGCACCUUCCCCACCUUCCAAAAUACCCCUACAUCAAAGUGAUGAAAGCUUUCAGGCGACAGACAGUGUUUCAGAAGCAAACUCUACUGAAGGUCUGUCAAGCCCAGACACUUCCCUUGGCCCUGGGCUCCCCAGUCAUGAACUGUGCACUGUGCCCAAAGAAGCCUCUCAGUGCUCUGGAUCGCCCGAGGCAGCCGUAGCAUCUCUGACAUCUGGAAUAAGCUCUGAUUUUAGCCUUGAAGAAAUAGAUGAAAAGGAAGAAUUGAAUGAAGUACCUAAAGAUGAGGCUGAAAAUAUUUCUCUGAAGUCACAGGAUAUUUCUGUGGGAUCUACUGAUAUAAUAAGUACAUCGAAUACUGUUCCUGACUCAGUCCUUGGCAAUGAUAUGGAAGAGUCCUCACAAAACUGCAAAGAAAAACAAGAAACUAGAAACACAGAUGGACAAGGACCAUGCAUUAUGGUACAUAAUACCAGCAUUCAAGAAAAGGUACCUGAUAGUAUAAGAAACUUGAAGUCACUUCAUCCUAAUCAAAAUGAUCAAAAUAAAAUAACUGUCAUUCCAAAAAACACAGAAGAUAUGAAAAAUGGAGUGAGGAGAACAGAAAUUACUGUAGGAGAAGUUGCCAAAAAUAACACUGUGGACGUGGAAGUUGACAGACUCUCAAACAAUGAAGCACAUAAAACUGACACUGCUCGAAAUUAUAAGGAAAAUAAUCUAGCUGCCUCAACAAUAUCAGACCAGAACCUGCAUCAGUCAAAUGCAGAAAAGACAAAAAUGCAAGAUGCAGCAAUUCAGACAACCCUUCCUUCUUCUAACAGUUUUGAUGGGAAUGACCAUAUUAAUUUACCUGACUGCAAGGUUGAAGAAAAUGUACAAGCUUUGACUAAUCACAAAUCAACUCAGCAUUCAUCUUUAAAUUCACAAGAUUCUGUAAAUACUUUCAGAAAAUUAAGGAAUCAGGAUUCCCUAAAUAUACAUUCAGAACAUCACUAUCAAAGAUCUAUCAAAGAUCCCAUUUCUGUACAUGGUAAUGAUGAUCUUUUGCCUCCUAUUGACGGGAUUGAUAAAAACUCAACUGCCUCUAAUAUGAAGAAUUAUCCACUUUAUAGACAAGAUUCCAAUCCCAGACCCAAACCGUCAAAUGAAAUUACAAGAGAUUACAUACCCAAAAUUGGGAUGACGACUUAUAAAAUAGUACCGCCCAAAUCCCUGGAAACAUUAAAAGAUUGGGACUCAGAAACCGUAGUUUAUAAAGAUGAUCAGGAAAGGCAUACGUUAGGAAAAAAACACAGUCAUCCAAGUGUGAUAGAAACUACAAUCCAAUCAGAAGAUGCUGUUUUUUCUGAAAGUCCAAAGGAGACCCACUCAGAUCCUAGACAGAUCCCUUCUCAGAGAAUGGACCAACGGAUCCACUCAACAGAGCGCCCACCCCUUAGUCCCACAGCAAAUUCACUGAAACCUGCACCGAAGAUGAUGAGAGACACUGGUACCAUUCCAUUUGCACCCAAAUUGGAAGAGAUAAACAGUAUUUUGGAAUCAAAAAUUAAACCACAGAUUUCAAACCCUCAGGCCAAGCCAAGUUCUUUUUUUUUGCAGAUGCAGAAAAGAGCUUCAGGUCACUAUGUGACGUCUGCAGCUUCCAAGAGUGUUCACACCAUCCCUAAUCCUGUGCCAAGGGAACUAACACAAAAAGAAAUGGAAAGGGAUCCUCCACUUUCUCCAGAGCAAACACUUCCCCCCUUAAGUAAAACAGCUCACUCUCCUCCACCUUCGUCCCCCAAUAAAUAUACUGAUAAUGGUAUCAGCAGUCAGAAGCCUAAAGAAACCUCUCCUCCCCCUGUUGCUCCGAAACCUAUGCCUCCUCUCUCAAGUCAGUUCUCAUCAUUAAAUCUGAAGACUUUGAAAACUUUUGGUGCCCCCAAACCUUACUCAAGCUCUACUCCUUCUCCUUUUGCCCUGGCUGUAGUGAAAAGGUCACAGUCUUUCAGUAAAACACCUGUCAGAUCCAGCAGUGAUCCGGCCUCAGCCUCGUCUCCCACUGAGAAACAGGGAGGAAAGCCUUGUGUGAAUCCCUCCGUGGAUAGCCCUGCUAAGGAAAAUGACUCUGCACAUAAUGAACAGAAUUUGCAAGUAUUAUCUUCAGUGGACUGCCCAGCCUUCCCCCUUAAGAGACAGAGUUCUUUUACAUUCCAGAGCUCCAGCUCUGACCCAGAGCAGAUCCGGCAGAGUUUGCUGACUGCAAUCCGCUCUGGAGAGGCUGCUGCCAAAUUGAAAAGGGUUGCUGUUCCAUCAAAUACAAUCUCUGUGAAUGGACGGUCAGGACUCAGCCAUUCCACAACCUCCGAUGCUCAGGAUGACCAUUAGAUACCGUGUGUACCUGCACUUCACCACUGCUUCAUAAGACAACUUCAGACUAAUGGAGAGUAUUGACCAGUUGUAUAUUUAGAUAUACACUAAUAUAUUGUCUACAAAAGCAUACGAUUUUGUGCUAUGGCUAUUAAUGCCCAAAAGAGUUACCAGAAUUUAUAAUUUAUAAUAUUUCACAUGUUUUUGCCUUAGAGCUGAAUUUGCUGCUUUAGAACUUUAAGACAGGGUGUUAAUGACACUCUUUUUUUUAAUGAAAAAUUGUCACCUUUUGUUAAUUUCACUUAUUGACACAUUUUUCACAAUGGUGACUUAGAAGGAUAAAUUAAGGUUCAUGGAUAAUUUGUGUGACACAUAAAAGCUAAGAAGCAAACGUAGAUCUGACAUUUGCUGCCUCUAUGUUAUAGUUUAUUUGGAAAUGCUUAUAAAUUCCAAUGCCUAAAUGGGCUGAACAUAAAUUAUAUCAAGUAAGUAUAUUCAGUUCAACUGUUAAUUUCAAUGAUGAUUCAUGUACUGUAGCAAGUCUCAUCUUAUAUGCUUGUUAUAUACUUACAAAAUUACUGUCAAAUUUAUGGAAAACUCCUAGUAUUUUGAUAUUUUAUUAAGUGGAAUACUUGUUUUUUUCAUCUUUAUAACUUAAAUGGCACAAGAUGAAUUUUAAGUAUUUUCUGUAUAUAAUUUUGACAUCAUCACACAGACAUACAUUUUAUUUGCCACCCAGAAGCCUUAAAAAUCUUCCCGUGACAGUGCUGAUAUAUUGUGACAAUUAUUUCAUAUCCUGUACAUAUAGAAAAGAAUAGGGGUUAGUUUAUAUCCAUAUUGGAAAAAUUUAAAGACUACUUGGAGGGUACAGAAAUCCUGGUUUAAUUAAAGUGGAUGAUAAAGUCAUUAUAUAGUUUCAGAUGCUAAUAUUCUAAAUGAUAAUAUAUAUUUACUUUAAUGCUAGAACUGUUAAGCAGAACAUUCCUAAUUUGUUAGCUUAUAACUGUUCCAGAAUUUAGAGCUAUUGAUGUUCUAUCCCCUCUUUAAGAAUUUAAUUGCUCACUCAUUGUAAAAGCUUUGUCAAACAAGCUGAUGUUAAGUUGCUUGUCUGUAAAUUUCCUAGGAUGUUUGCCUCUUGGAAAAAUAUGUUGAUUUUCUCCUCGUGUUUAAUAAAACAUAGUGAUACACUUA